Phytophthora sojae is the source of this 4056-nucleotide messenger RNA. RefSeq lists its product as hypothetical. Gene Ontology annotation, molecular function: protein binding. The record is from RefSeq and is a predicted model, not a curated record. Lineage: Eukaryota; Oomycota; Peronosporomycetes; Peronosporales; Peronosporaceae. The coding region runs from base 1 to 4056 and encodes 1351 amino acids. The transcript has 6 exons.
AUGUCGGCGUUCCCCGCGGGCAAGUACGCCCGCUACAAGCGCGCCACCGCCUUCUUCCUGGACUGGCUGCUGCGUGCACGCGGCCGCGGACAACCCACAGGCGCGCGCGUGGAUCUCAAGGCGCUGGACGACGUGGUGCGGGAGAUCGCAGCGGGCCCACCCACGUUCUUUGCCGAGGACGACGCGGCCCAGCAGGGCCACCGCCACUUCUUGCAGCUGCUCAAGAGCUGGCACCAGACGCUCAUGCAGGCGGACGGCGAGCCGGACGACGACGACGCGCUACUGGAGAUGGAGAGCACCAAGUUCGAGAACUAUUAUGAAGUUCUGCAGGUGGACGAGGAUUAUUUUCCGGAUGAAGAGACGGCCGUGCUGCGUGAAGCUCCGAAGACGGCCAAUUCGUGGGAGAGUUUCAAGAGAUGCGGGGCGUACCAUUUCGUCCCGGGAAUGCUCAUGGUGGACUAUAUGAAUGUGAUGAACACACUGGCAAGCUUCACGUCUGCUAUCCCGACCGACCCUCGGCAGACUCUGAUUCUUCGGGAUGGAUUCUUCGGCCCAACCUAUGGCGAGGAACGGACUCCGCACUACGUGCUCCCAGACCCUAGCAACAUGGUGGUAUUCCUGAUGCAGCAGUUGCCGCAUCUGUACAAUACUAUCAUCGCGAAGAAAGCCGCUACUGGGUCGGGGUAUGAUCCGUCGGGCUUCACGGGCUCCUUUAUGGCGCAGAUGGACGAGUUCUUCACGUCCCGCAAGGUCACAGUCCCAAUGGUGUUCACAUGCAUUUGCUGGCUGAAAUCCGUUGCUGCUUUGCAGGGAGAUGCUGGUCUCAGCCGUAAUGUGAGUCUUACGUUCAAGCACACGUCAGACCUGAUGAAAAACCUGGAGGCCACUUAUGCGAAGGGUGUGGUUAAAACCAACGACCAAGAGAUUCACGGCUUGCUUCAGUACUGCACGGAAGAGAUCAAGAGCUCCAACAUGGGCCGUCACCUGGGACGAGCGAACCCGUUGCUGGCUGGUUUCACGAUGAUGAGUCACCAUUUGCAGUAUUUGAACCUUGGAGGUGAAGUUAUCAUGGUGACGUCGAGGUUCCGUGCGUUUGGCCAUCUCUACAACGCCUUGGUCUGCCAAGGAUUCCUUCAGCAUAUCCCGUUCUUCGACGAGCUGCUGGACAUCUAUGAUCAGAUGAUCUUCACUCCUUCACGUGCUGCAGUCGUUCACGGUGCAUACAAUCGCACCUACCUGCUAAGCUCGCACAUGACCGCUGCUUCUGUGAACGCGCUGUACCGUGGUGCUCCACCCCCAAACAAAAACGAAGAGAUGUGUGACAAGCUAGAUCGACGCCAGUAUCACGACGAGUACAUUGCACGUCCAAGCCCCGGCGAGUCUCGCCAAUAUCGAGUGAACCGCGCAUUGGAAGAUGCCGUGAUGCUGCUGCUGAUGCCGCUUCUGGAUUGUCUACAGCGCGAUGGCUCGUUGGAUUUACAGGCACUUCCGAUCGGAAAUAAUGUUGUGCAGACUGGCCGUUUGGAUGGCGGAAAGGUGACAGCAAUGUGUCGGAAGGUAGCUGCUGUGAUCAAGGCCAAAUUUGCGACUCCACCUCUCAUGUGCGAUAAAAGGUAUUUUACGUUCCCGUCGCGCCCAGAUUUCGUCAACCAUGAGUAUGGAACGGUGUCGUUCAAGAGACUCACCGGGGGUGCGAACCGCGAGAACGUGUUUUGCGACUUGAUGGAUAUGCUGGAGGAAAGUGACGGGCCGCUGUCGGAGAGCGACCUGAAAACGCUGAAGUCGGAAAUCAAGAGAGACCCCGGACUAUUGAACAUGAUCUCGCUUCGCUCGUUGUCAGGACCUGAUCGUAGCGUAUUCGACCCUGAGAAUCUUGCGAACGCACCCCGUGAUGAUCUCUCAACGCUACUUCACCAGGCUGCAGCCGGUCCUGCGCAUGAUGCUGAACUGGUCGAGUGGAUGAUUCAGAUGGGAGCACUAGUCAUUCAGCCGACUCUGCACUGCAGAACCGAUGUCAGACAGAGUAAUCUGAGAUGCCCCCGCGACGAUCUGUGCAGAACUAUGGCGGUUCACAGCGCAGCAAUCGCGGGCCACGAAGACAUUGUGCGAAUCAUUCUUGAAGCGGACAACAUGAUCGACCUGAACACGCCGACGUAUGACACAAAGGAAACACUUGCGCACUUGGCCGUCAAACAUGGCCACCGUCGUUUGUACCGAGUGCUGGCUGCGUUAGGGGCCGACCUCCGCAUUAAGGAUGGGAAUGGGAGAAGUGUGAGUGAGAUGACUAGGGACCCAGAUUGGGCACACGAUAUUGCCGGAUCGACUGCUACCCUGGAAGAAAGCCAAGCAAGAUCCGAGGGUGCGAGAAAUCGCGAUGCCCAGUUCCGUCACGAAGCGUCUAUCCGGGCCGAUCAGCUGCACAGGUCUGUAGCUGCCCACCGUGAUGAAGAACGCCAGAGCGCAAUUGCAACUGCGGACACAGAUGCAGCGAGUUCAUCGAAGAAGAAGAGUAAAAAGAAGGGGAAGAUGGGCAAAAAGGGAAAAGACAAGGGACCAGCGGCUACAACGACCCCGUCUUCUGUAGGUUCUGUCGAGGUAGACGGCACGGCGAAUCUGCUCAAGGAUCUCCUGUCACUUACGGGAUCGGGGGUUGAUGCCGACGAUGACUCAAAACCUCUGACAGUGUUGGACGACUCGCUCGAGAAUACAGCAGCUAUGUUCGCUCGUCUGCGAGAUCUCAGCAUUCCUGCCGAGAACAAGAUCGACGAUGCGAAGCGUGCGUGCGAAGAGAUCGAGAAGCUGGAAGGCGUUGUUGCGCUGUCGUCCCAUACGAGCCGACUGAACUCGACGGAUCGCCGCUUGAGAACUACGAUAGCGUCUGAAGCCUCUCAAGUCUUUCACAUGAUGCAGAAGCUCCACCGAGUCGACCACGCUGCAAUCUCAGUGCCCGCCCUUGCUUCCGUGCGGAAGAUGUGCGCCACAACUCCGAGCUUCACCAGCUUUGUGGUUGGCACGGCUCAAAUCUGCGCCUCCGUCGGCCGGAAGCCUCAGGCUCGUGAGCUCCUCGAUUUACUGGAGAAGCGGCUGCUGAAGACCCCGUUCGAGAAGCGCGAGCCUGGAGCGUUUCGAGAAAUGGUGCAGACAUACUCUGAAGCUCGCAAUGGCAUGGCAAUGGGGCGAACCGCCAGCUCCGACUCGCUUCGCGCUCUGGAGUGGUAUCUGGUCACGACGGUGGACGACUACAAGGUGCACGUUAGGCUUGAUGCGAUGAACGGCCGGCCGUUUUACUUCGAUCUUGCAACCACUGCGAACGCGAAACAGUUCUCUCAAUUCGAGAGCGCGAUUGCUGCGAUUGACGGAGUGCACGGCGUGGUAUGCUUCGACAAGCGCGUUGUGUACGGCGGGUCGAGUGAAGAGGACGUGGCCAAGGUUCGUGAGCUGAUUCUCGGAGCUGCAGCUACCGCAGGAGUCCGUUUCGCUGAUCGAAACUCGCAACAGGGCACGCCGAAUGUUCGCAUCGGACAACCACGUCCCUUCUUCCUGGACUGGCUGCUGCGCGCGCGAGGGCGCGCUGGUGGGAAGCGCGUGCAGCUGGACGAGUUCAAUGAGGUCGUCAGGGAGAUCGCGGCGGACCCGUCGGUCCUAACUACCAAGCUGCUGCAAGCGCUGCCCAAGGCGCUCGUGGCCUGCCAGUGCGCCAUCACGUAUCGCGAGCACGUGGCCGCCUUCUUCGCCGAAGACAACGAGGCCCAACUGCUGAAAGGCUGGAGCCAGACGCUUGAAGCCCUCGCGAUGGAGCAGCAUGGCGCUGCAGCUGAGGAAGUCAAGCGGUUCGAGGACUACUACGAGGUGCUGGAGGUGGACGAGGACUACUUCCCAGACGAAGAGACUUUUGUGAGAGGCAAAGAGGCCCCAAAGCGAGCCGAGGCGGACCGGAGGCGUUUGUUUGACCAAGCAUUCGAUGAGAAUCUGAGGCUGGAAGUGGCGCCUUUCUUUCUGGAGUUGGAGGAGCUGGUGGAGGAAGUGUUCAAUGUAGGUCUUUUCGGAAAUGUGUGA